AUGCACCUCGCCGGUAUCACCACGAGCAUCGAGCUGCUCACCAAGAACGGCAAGGAGACCCUCGAGGAGUCUCUUGUGACGGAGAACGAGGAACAGGUGUGCGCUUUUGCUCGCAUCUGCUCUGUGAGAAGCGUGCCCUUCCAGAUCAAGCUUGACCGCGGCGCCGGACCGAGCAGCGCCAAGGACUUCGCCGUCCGGCUCAAGCUGGAUGACAAGGAGGUCCGAUCGGAGACGCUCUGGAGGAGCAACGAGCGCGUGCUGACCAUUCGCGGCGUCAGGGUGUCGCCCGACAAGAUGGCGUCUAUGGUCUUCCUGCCCGUCGGGCUCUCCAAGGAGGAGACGAUCCAGAACAGCCAGAGGGAGGAAGGCAACACCAUCGAGAUCCUGGUCUACCAUGUCGAGAACAUUCGCGAGCACCCGGCUCUCCCGGGCUUUUCCUUCAUCCCGGCCAAGCGCAAGAGGCUGCCUUUCACGCACAAGAUCGGCCUCGGGGAGGAGUGGACGCCCGAAGAGGGCCCGACAUACCUUUACGACACGGUGUUCUGCGGCCACUACGAGUUUCUCGCGGAGUUCACGUACACCUACGGCCCUCGCAAGGCCCCGACGGCUGCAGCACUGGCCUAUGAAGCCCUCAAGGCCGGCGCUUUGCAGAAGGAGCAGGCGCAGAAAAGCAAGUCUGUCGAUGACCUCAAGCGCAAGGUGGCCAGCCUCGAGAAGCAGCUGGCGCAGAUGCAGCGAGACAAGGCUGCCGAUGCCAGCAAGUUCGGUCCGAUCCCUGCCAUUCCGAACUUCAAAAAGGACAAGGGCGCCGAUGCCGCUCCGAGCAGCAGCAGCGCCGACGGCAUCGACUGGGUCAAGCUCGACCUGUGA
This is a messenger RNA of Pseudozyma flocculosa PF-1, 870 nucleotides long. RefSeq lists its product as uncharacterized. The record is from RefSeq and is a predicted model, not a curated record. The transcript has 4 exons. Lineage: Eukaryota; Fungi; Basidiomycota; Ustilaginomycetes; Ustilaginales; Ustilaginaceae. The coding region runs from base 1 to 870 and encodes 289 amino acids.